AUGACUUCCCCAGUGCCAAAACCGCUCCGCGAAAAUAAAACACCAUUCUUGUUACAGCUCUUCUACCGUACGGGAGCUCUUCACAGAACAGACGAAUUUGAAGCGCAGAGUCUCCCUCCGCACAUUUCCGUGUAUACGUGGUCGGAUUGUACUCUUCAAGAGUUGGCGUUGGAUCUUGCCGCUACCAAACCUUCAGCUUUCCCAUCCCCUUCAGUGGGAUGUCGUUUAGUGUUCCAGCUGGUGUUUCCAGAUCUCCGAAACACAAUAGCAGUAGCAAACUCACCUCCUCGCUUCGGGGUUAAGGACCUUGGCAGUGUUGUAAUAGGCGGUGGCUCUAGUUCAGACACAUCGGGUGACACCUCCAUGGACGCAACAGCAAAAGAUUCUGACGACAAACACAAAACGCUCAGCGGUGCGCGAUUCGUAGUUGGUGAUUACAUCACUUGCGCGAUACUGCCGCCGCUCCCAGAUGGUUCCGUGGCACCCGCUUCAAGUGUGCGAAGGGAGCAGGCUUCGGGUUCGCAUGAAAGGGGAAAGGGCAGUUUCGGUCGUGGAGGCUCCAAGGGAAGCCGAGGCGACUGGAAAAGCGAGCUUGGAGGGGACUUUUAUAUGGGUGAAUGGAAGAGGGGCGAAAGAUUGCCAGAUGUCUCUGGGGGAAGACCGAGAAGCAGAGGGAGGUGGUAG
This is a messenger RNA of Fusarium pseudograminearum CS3096, 684 nucleotides long. RefSeq lists its product as uncharacterized. Gene Ontology annotation, molecular function: transcription corepressor activity; transcription factor binding. Bases 1 to 684 code for a protein of 227 amino acids. Lineage: Eukaryota; Fungi; Ascomycota; Sordariomycetes; Hypocreales; Nectriaceae. Gene Ontology annotation, biological process: negative regulation of DNA-templated transcription. Gene Ontology annotation, cellular component: nucleus. The transcript is spliced from 2 exons. The record is from RefSeq and is a predicted model, not a curated record.